AUGAAGGCUAUUGGCUGGCUCGCCGGGCCUCGCCUCGACCCUCCUAUGACUCGGCGACGCAGCGCAAUGUCUCAGAACGCCGACCAAGCCGCUCGCGAAGCCGCCAAGACCCGGCUUGGCACCGAAGCGACCGCCGUCGCUCCGGCCGAGGCCGCGGCGAAGGCUGCCGCACUCGCCGAGGAGCUCCGGGCUGAGGCCGAAAGAACGUCGCCUCCCCCGCCCAAGAGGCUGAGCUUCGCCAUGGAGCGCUACCUCGGCGAGACACCGGUCCAAGAAGUAUUCAACGGCAUCAAUAAGUGA
Molecule: messenger RNA, 300 nt
Organism: Verticillium alfalfae VaMs.102
Lineage: Eukaryota; Fungi; Ascomycota; Sordariomycetes; Glomerellales; Plectosphaerellaceae
Exons: 2
Coding region: 1-300 (99 amino acids)
Source: RefSeq, a predicted model, not a curated record